Molecule: messenger RNA, 1711 nt
Organism: Leptopilina heterotoma
Lineage: Eukaryota; Metazoa; Arthropoda; Insecta; Hymenoptera; Figitidae
Exons: 8
Coding region: 1187-1675 (162 amino acids)
Source: RefSeq, a predicted model, not a curated record
UGGAGAACAUCUACCGCACUCUGUGUCUUGACCUGGACUACAACGUUUCACCACUCCCAUUCCUGGACCACAUUUACUGCAGUGCGAACCCUCUCGAUGAUGUCUGAUGUGCGGUCGACAUUCUGCAACCUGGAAAAUGAAUUCAAAUACAAAUUCUGUGAGUGGUGUAUCCAAUAAGUGAACUCUCGAGAAGUGUGGCGAGCGUGGCGAGCGUGGCGAGUUUCGAGGAGAAGAAAAAAUGAAAUUCGAUCGCGCGGUAUUUAAAAGUGAAGCGCGACAGUUUCUUAAAACGAUCAUUGCAGUAAUUUUACACAUCAGGUAAGAAGGGGGAAAAAAAAGUAUUAUUUUCUCUUGAUAAUAGUUUGCAGCUAAAAAGGAUGGGAGUCAGCUGCUGGCAGCUGUCGAUGGCACGCGCCAUCGGUUUCAGAAAAGUCAGCUCUUCAUUCUUUGCCCGUUGAACCGGAAAAUUGACAAGGCAUCCCUACGACCUCUGAACAAGUCGGAUUCUUGUUACACGUCCAAUUAAGUGACAUCCCUUUCUAAAGUUCGCAAGACCUUGACCGUGGUUUACGAUGAGAGUGGAGUUUUUAUGUCAAUUCGACAUUUGAAAUAAGAAGAAAACAAUAAAAUUUACGACAAGGACUCAGUUUUUGGAAAAAGAGAUGACUAAAGACGCUAGAGGACUAAAGAGAAUCGAGCGUUCGGAGAUGACGAUUUCAAGACUUAAUAAUAUCUCGAAGCCAAAAGGCAAUAUCCUUUUGGCUCGAGAUUUUUCCUUUGUUCAUUUUGAAUAUUUCUCGAGUUGCAAGUCUGUUUUUUUGUAUAUAUAUAUGUAUAUAAAAGGCCGCAACUUGUUCCAAAUGCUUCGGGGCAGUAUAUAAACUGUCUGGGAAUAUUUCCGAUAAGGGAGUAGAAAAGAGAAGAACAAGAGGAGAAGAAAAUAAAGAAGUGCAAAAAAAGGAAAAAUUGUCCUUAUAACACACAGUUUUUCGCCCUCUUUUACAUCUCGUGAGAAAUACCAAAAAAUAGGAAUAAAUAGAUGGAAGAAUGUCCUUAAAGCGAUGAAGGAAAGGGUUGAGUUUAUUCCGGAAAAGCUUCACUUCCAGAAGGUCAGAAGGUCACGCCACGAUGGUUUCCACACAUUUUUCUGCUCUUUCUAUGAACCCUUGCCCAGUUUUGACUUCCGAUGGGAAGUUCCAGGCAGAGGGUGAAAUACUGCAGCUGCCUGCACUCAACGCUACCGGAAUUUAAAAAAUGCAACAAAUGCGAACUUUCCUCGAGGAUCGCUUCUCGGAGAAUGAAACGAGAGGAGCAGGAGGUUUAUACAGCUGCUGGCGAACACGCGGUCUUUGAUCACGUGGGAAUAACACUCCCCACCAUCUCGCCAAUCAUGGGGGUGAAAAUAAAAGCGUAUAUCAGAAUCGAAUCAAAUGAAAAUUUACUGGAUACGAAACAAGUGCUUCAGGCGAUAGGAGAUAGAUUUUCAUUUGAGAUAAUUAGAAGUUCAUUUCACCCGAGAAAACCUUUAUUUUUAGAAGAAGAGAAAGAAAAAGAAAAGAGAGUGGAAUUUACUGGUUUCAGCGCAUGCUCGUGCAGAAAAUUGUGCGAAUGCGUCGAUCAAUGCCAAAAUGUGAAUAAUACAUUUAAGAACAAGAAAUAUACUUUAGUCAUGUAAUUGCAACUUGAGCCUUAAGGACUUUUCUAUCAUUUU